This is a messenger RNA of Spirodela intermedia, 5700 nucleotides long. The record is from the annotation of a GenBank genome assembly. Lineage: Eukaryota; Viridiplantae; Streptophyta; Magnoliopsida; Alismatales; Araceae.
AUGACGAACCAGGGAGAAUCAUCCUCGGCUGCUUCCGAUCCGUGCGGAUUUUCCCCUCAACUUAUUUAAGUUUUUGGUUGAUUUGUCGUCGAAUUUCUUUACGAUCCGGACCGUAUGGGUGUUCCUUCUCAGGAAAGGGGGGAAAAAAGACUUCUCGACGGCGAUUUUGGAGCGGAAGAAGGCCGCGAACCGGCUGAUCGUCGAUGAGGCUCUCAAUGAUGACAACUCGGUGGUUUCCUUGCACCCGGAAACGAUGGAGAAGUUGCAGCUAUUUCGGGGUGACACAGUACUCAUCAAGGUAGUGGCGUUUGUCUCCGUUAUGUCCAAUUUUACCGUAUUUUCCUCGAUUGGAAUGAUCAGAGGCUCUGUCAUGCUAAAUCGCGUGAAAGGAAAAAAACCUAGGGUUUAUGGGUUUCAAGUACCUUGGGUUUCGGCAGGGCUGGGUUUGAUUCUUUUUCAAUUUUUCCGUGGUUAGUUUUAUUUUUUCCCCUUAGCUGGUGAUUUAUUGUAUCUUUUAUCGACGACGCGAUAUAAAUUGAAACGUCUGAGCUUACGAAAUGGUGAAGAGUUUUGCUUUGUGGGAUGUACCUCGUGAAUGGAGCUUUCGCCGGUUUCUGGAACACUUCAACGGCUCCCAUUCACAAUCUUGAUGUUUUCAAUAUCCUGACGAAUUUGGGCAUCUUCGAUUUAGCACUUGCAUGGGAGCAUACCUUUUUCCUUUUCAUUUUAAUUUCGUGCUUGUUACCUUGAGAAAAUAAUUUCAUCGGUUCUCCAUGUUUUGGGAAUCGGGCGUUUAAUUUCUAUAUGCCAUCUUCAUAUUUAAACAAAAAGUUGGGUUAAUUUCAGGGAAAGAAGAGAAAGGAUACUAUUUGCAUCGCUCUUGCUGAUGAUACAUGUGAGGAACCAAAAAUCAGGAUGAAUAAAGUUGUCAGAUCCAAUCUACGGGUUCGGCUUGGUGAUGUGAUUUCAGUGCAUCAGUGCCAAGAUGUCAAAUAUGGAAAAAGGGUUCAUAUAUUACCUCUUGACGAUACAAUUGAGGGAAUAACCGGGAAUCUUUUUGAUGCAUACUUGAAACGUGAGUUUACUGUUCUCGUUGUUUUUUUGUAUUAUCCUUAUUUUUUCUUAAUGACAUUUUACUCGUGCGUUAUGCAUGCACAUUGCAUCUAUGGAAACUGUAAACAUAUUUAUCUCAUGUUUAGUUGAACAUACAUUGAGAGUGUCAUCAGCCUUGUCACUACAUGGUCAAACUCAAUCAUAUUUGUGCUUCGUGCUCAUCAUCAGUUGUGUAGCUUUUUGGACGUCUCUUGUCAAUGCCUCCUGCUGACCGAUUUGCAAGUCUUGUUAAAAAGAAGGUUAAGUUAUUUAGCACCCCAUAAAGAAGAGGUCAUUUUUUUCCGUUGUGUGAUAUUUGGGGUUUUAUAUUAUAAUAUGCUCUUCACUGUUACCUUCAUCGUGAAAAAUACUUUCCAAUAGGCAUAUAUGCCUUUGGGCACAAUCAACCACGUUGCCUACCCAGACAGUUUAUAUGGGUUAGUUUGUUUUUUUCUUUUUUCUAUGAAUGAUCGCACAGUGUUAGCAGAGUUUGGCUUCCUUUGCGGUACUCAUAGCCAUCAAUAGUUAAGAAUACUUUCGUCAUGUUGCUAUCAAAACGUUUUUAUCCAUCACCAUAUUUCUUUCAAAGUAUCUAAUGUGUGAGGGAAAAAACUCACUGUACAUGCUAAGAAUCUUUGGGUGGACUAUUACGGCCUGGAUAUUUUACGUAAUCUGUCCUUGAUAUUAAAUGCAUUAUGUGAUCUAGUCAAUGGCUUUGCUUUCGAAUUACGGUUUGAAACAUAUCACUCAGAAUCACGAAUCUCUAUGAUAAUUUCCCAAAAGCUUGUUCCUACAUAUUGUCGAGUUUUUAAAAAUGCAUACGUGUAGGGUUACGAUUGACUUAUGGUUGAGAUGUUUUCGUGGAACAGUAUUGAAAUCUCUCUAGGUUAUUCACAUUUUAAAAAAAUCAUGAAGAGGGAGAGAAAGGGGGGUGGGGGGGUGGGGGGUGGGUUCGAAAUCGGAUUGAUGGGGGGGAUUCCUCUGCAAACAAUGGACUUAAACUGAACCAUCAUGUAUGCCUUCGCAGAGGAUUGACAAAACUGUUUUAUUUUUCUUAGAUAGUUGGAUUUUCUUUUCCCUUUAGAUUGUAUAUCGUAGAAUCUGUAUUGCUGCCAACCAUUGUUUUUGGAUUUUUGGGGAUAUGAUAAUGUUACCUAAAAUGCAGCAAUGUUUCCUUCCCAGAAUUUGAAAGGAAAGGGUGUUUACACGUGGGAUGAGCUCUUUGCUCCUUAUUUAGGAGAUACUCAAACUUUUGUCCAGGAUAUGAACGGAUGUACUAGUUCCAUCCUAUGUGCUUAUUUCAUGUCUGAAUCUAAUUCUACAUUUAAUUCUACAUUAAAUGUGCAAAAAUUAGUGAUUUUGAAUCGGUCGAGUGUAGUGGGUUUUGGAUCUCCUAACAGAAGAUAUUCGAGAAACAACUCUAAAUCCUCAAGAGACAUGUUUAUCUACGUGUGGAGGUGGCUCCCUGCCCUCCCAAUUCAAUUCCUCAUUCCCUACGGUAUACAUAAAUAGCCUUUAGUUGGAAGUUGUCUUCUGAUAGCCAUAAGUUGGUCUUUGUUCCAUUUUACAUGUCAACAGAAAUAGUUUAAUUGAAAGCUCACCAUGCUACUACGGACUCCCCUGAAACUGUCUGCCCUUGAUGAAGGUACUUGUGGGGGUACUAGUAAUUAUUGUAUUAAUCUCACUCUCAAGUCUAGUAGCUGGCAAUUUUUAGAAAAUUUUAGAUAUUAUGUGGAGAAGGCUAGUGGGCUUAAAGCCCUUUAAGUCUACGAGCUCCAGUUUUCUCAGGCCUACUAACCCUUUAAUGCCAUGUCGAGGCCUCAUAAGUGAGCUGCCCCUGCCCUAGUAACUCUUCACCUACCUUCACCAGAUCAUGCUUGAAGAUCUUUCGUGAGUCUUGAAAGACAAACAUUGGAAAACCAUCUGGCCUCUGAUCCUAUUUCCAGCCAAAGGAAAAAAAUCUCUCUCCACCUCCUUAGAUUAAAAUGGUUACGACAAAGUUCAGUUCCUUCGGCCUUAGAUGGUCUGGGCAAGACGUCCGGUGCCCUCUACUCCUUCCGUAUUGUAGGUUGCCCAGUUUCUUUGCUCGAGUCGGGUCCCAUCAGUCACUGGAUUCAUCCUUUUCUCUUCUGUUACAGCUUACUUCUUGGAAGCAUACCGUCCACUGCGAAAGGGGGAUCUUUUCCUUGUGAGAGGAGGCAUGAGGAGCGUGGAGUUCAAGGUGAUCGAGACUGAUCCGUCCGAGUACUGCGUGGUCGCCCCCGACACAGAGAUCUUCUGCGAGGGGGAGCCGGUAAAGAGGGAAGAUGAGGACAGGCUCGAUGAAGUUGGCUACGAUGAUGUAGGAGGCGUGAGGAAGCAGAUGGCCCAGAUCAGAGAGCUCGUUGAGCUCCCUCUCAGGCACCCUCAGCUCUUCAAGUCGAUUGGUGUCAAGCCGCCAAAAGGGAUCCUCCUCUUCGGGCCGCCGGGUUCUGGGAAGACUCUGAUUGCCCGGGCGGUGGCAAACGAAACGGGGGCCUUCUUCUUCUGCAUCAAUGGGCCUGAGAUCAUGUCGAAGCUGGCCGGAGAGAGUGAGAGUAACCUCAGGAAGGCGUUCGAAGAGGCGGAGAAGAACGCGCCGUCAAUCAUCUUCAUCGACGAGCUCGACUCGAUCGCCCCAAAGAGAGAGAAGACCCAUGGAGAGGUUGAGAGGCGGAUCGUCUCUCAGCUGUUGACCUUGAUGGACGGCCUGAAGUCUCGGGCCCAUGUGAUCGUGAUCGGGGCGACCAAUCGGCCCAACAGCAUCGACCCAGCUCUGAGGAGGUUCGGCAGGUUUGACCGGGAGAUCGACAUCGGCGUCCCGGACGAGAUCGGACGGCUUGAAGUCCUCCGCAUUCACACGAAGAACAUGAAGCUUUCCGACGACGUAGGGGUUCCCCUUUACUGUCUACCUGUGGAGGCCUUCUCUCUCCCUGAUUCUUUCGAAACUAAGCUUGGAAGGAGAAGCUGAAGGCUGUGUCUCCUCGCGCAGGUUGAUUUGGAAAGAAUCUCCAAGGACACCCAUGGCUAUGUCGGCGCCGACCUGGCGGCUCUCUGCACCGAAUCGGCUCUCCAGUGCAUCAGAGAGAAGAUGGACAUCAUCGACCUGGAGGACGAGACGAUCGACGCUGAGAUACUCAACUCCAUGGCCGUCACCAACGAGCACUUCAAGACGGCUCUGGUCACCAGCAACCCCUCCGCCCUUCGCGAAACCGUAAGUUUCCCGGCGCCCCCACAUGAUUGAUUCCUGCUGCGUUUCUUCUUGGUGGAUCUUUUGCUUCUUUUGGGAAAAGGCCUGAACCCAUUUCGAUGGUCAACAGGUUGUGGAGGUGCCCAACGUCAGCUGGGACGACAUCGGUGGCCUCGAGAACGUCAAGAGGGAACUCCAGGAGGUAAUCCAGCCACCAAGCUGCUCUUUUUCUUCUAUUCUCACCAUCCACCCAUAGUCUCUGUCACUUACUUCUUCUUCUUCGCAGACUGUUCAGUAUCCAGUGGAGCACCCGGAGAAGUUUGAGAAGUUCGGCAUGUCUCCGUCGAAGGGGGUGCUCUUCUACGGCCCUCCCGGGUGUGGGAAGACCCUCCUAGCGAAAGCCAUAGCCAACGAGUGCCAGGCCAACUUCAUCAGUGUCAAAGGCCCUGAGCUCCUGACGAUGUGGUUCGGAGAGAGCGAGGCCAACGUCCGUGAAAUCUUCGACAAAGCCCGACAGUCCGCCCCCUGCGUCCUCUUCUUCGACGAGCUCGAUUCCAUCGCCACCCAGGUUCUUUCAUCUCUCGCUCGCUCCCAUUGUUCGCACUGAAUCAUCCCUCCCGAUCGGUUCUUCACCGGGUACCUGCACCUGUUUCUGUUUCAGAGAGGGAGCAGCGUCGGGGACGCCGGCGGCGCCGCCGACCGGGUUCUGAACCAGCUGCUGACGGAGAUGGACGGGAUGACGGCGAAGAAGACGGUGUUCAUCAUCGGCGCUACCAACAGGCCAGACAUCAUCGACCCGGCUUUGCUCCGCCCCGGGCGCUUGGACCAGCUGAUCUACAUCCCCCUCCCCGACGAGGCCUCGCGGUUGCAGAUCUUCAGGGCCUGCCUGAGGAAGUCCCCCAUCGCCAAGGACGUUGACCUCUCGGCCCUCGCCAAGUACACCCAGGGCUUCAGCGGCGCCGAUAUCACCGAGAUCUGCCAGCGGGCCUGCAAGUACGCCAUCAGAGAGAACAUCGAGAAGGUAAUCCAUCACCAUCAUCAUCAUCUUCUUCUUCUUCUUCUUGUUUUUCUUCUGGUUAAUCUUCCUCUUGCGGGGGCAGGAUAUCGAGAGGGAGAAGAGGAGGAGCGAGAACCCGGAGGCGAUGGAGGAGGACGUGGCGGAUGAGGUGGCGGAGAUCAAGGCCGUCCACUUCGAGGAAUCCAUGAAGUACGCUCGCCGGAGCGUCAGCGACGCCGACAUCCGCAAGUACCAGGCCUUCGCGCAGACGCUGCAGCAGUCGAGGGGGUUCGGCACCGAGUUCCGCUUCUCCGAGCGCUCCGAGGCUCCCGCCGGCGGCGCUGCCGCCGAGCCCUUCGGGUCCGCCGGCGCCGCCGCAGACGACGACGACCUUUAUAGCUAG